UGACAGUGACUGGCCAUGUGAAUGUAACUAGAGCUCAAGACCAACGGGAAAUAGAUCAGCAGGGUCAACAGAUGAUACGUCUUCACAGAGAUCUGAUUGGACUUUAAUAGUCGCUUUUAUUUCGGAUAUAUCAGAUUAACCGGCGAGGGAACAGUUCUGACCGGAACAGCCUGUGGCGCAUAAAAACAAAACAGGCGCGUAGUUUAAGGAAACAUUCAAAACCAUUCUAAGACUAAAUUAUAAAUGAGAUCGACUUUUAUAAAAAGAAGACAGCGUGGAUUAUAGUGGAGACUUCCCUGAGGAUUAGUUAUCCAGGAUAAGCAGAUGUGUGAUUAGUGGUUAGGGUCCGGAUCUCUCAGCUUUUACGCGUGAGCGAUCAAGGAACUUUGGUGAUUUUUCUUCUCAGACUCGCUUCAAUCCGGUGUGAUCAUGCUUCAAAAUGGUAACGGGAAGGAAAAACCGCCUCAGCCAACAAACACAGGUGGAUCUGAAGCAGAUCCUUCUUGUGACAAACCGAAGCAGCAGACUGGGGACCCAGCCGAGGACAGGAGGGCCACGGACCCCGGGGCCACGCACUUCCCCCUGCCUGCUUAUCCCAAACUGGAAAUAAAGCGCAACGCAGUGACUGAUGACUACAAGAUUUCCACUCAGGUUCUGGGUUUGGGGAUCAACGGCAAAGUUCUGCAGUGCUUCAAUAAGAAGACAGGAGAGAAGUGCGCUCUGAAGAUCCUCUACGAUAGUCCCAAGGCAAGACGAGAGGUGGAGCUACACUGGCGAGUGUCGGGAGGGCCGUACAUCGUCCGCAUCCUGAGCUUGUAUGAAAACAUGCACCAUGGGAAGAAGUGCCUGCUCAUCAUCAUGGAGUGUAUGGAAGGAGGAGAGCUGUUCAGCAGAAUCCAGGCUAGAGGAGACCAGGCCUUCACUGAAAAAGAGGCGUCUGAGAUUAUGAGGGACAUCGGCACAGCCAUCUCGUUCCUUCACAACAUUGACAUCGCCCACAGAGACAUCAAGCCAGAGAACCUGCUGUAUACCACUAAAGCUAAAAACGCAGUCCUUAAGCUGACAGACUUUGGCUUUGCAAAAGAGACGACGCUACACAACCCCCUACAGACGCCCUGCUACACACCGUAUUAUGUGGCCCCUGAGGUUUUGGGUCCGGAGAAGUAUGACAAGUCUUGUGACAUGUGGUCUCUGGGCGUCAUCAUGUACAUCCUGCUGUGUGGCUACCCUCCGUUCUACUCCAACACGGGUCAGGCUAUUUCUCCAGGAAUGAAGAGAAGGAUCAGAAUGGGCCAGUAUGAGUUUCCAAAUCCUGAGUGGUCUGACGUGUCUCAGGAAGCUAAAGAUCUGAUCCAACAGCUGCUGAAGACCGACCCAAAUGAGAGAAUGACCAUUACUCAGUUUAUGAAUCACCCCUGGAUCAAUCAGUCCAUGAUGGUUCCCUCCACUCCACUGCACACCACCCGGGUCCUCAAUGAAGACAAGGAGCUGUGGGAGGAUGUGAAAGAGGAGAUGACCAGCGCCUUAGCCACCAUGCGUGUGGACUACGACCAGGUGAAGAUCAAAGACCUCGACACAUCCAGCAACCCCCUUCUCAACAAAAGACGCAAGAAGGCCGCUGCAGGGGGCAAGAGUGGGUCCACUGUGUGCCAAAGUCAGUGAAAUGAGGAAGAACCUGUGAUUAAAAUCCUGACCAAACAGCGUCAGUGAUGAAGAGAAACCGCUUGUGUUGAGGAGAAAAUGAA
Molecule: messenger RNA, 1745 nt
Organism: Cyprinodon variegatus (sheepshead minnow)
Lineage: Eukaryota; Metazoa; Chordata; Actinopteri; Cyprinodontiformes; Cyprinodontidae
Gene: mapkapk3
Product: MAP kinase-activated protein kinase 2-like
Exons: 10
Coding region: 430-1662 (410 amino acids)
Biological process (GO): peptidyl-serine phosphorylation; protein autophosphorylation; toll-like receptor signaling pathway
Cellular component (GO): cytoplasm; nucleus
Molecular function (GO): calmodulin binding; calcium-dependent protein serine/threonine kinase activity; mitogen-activated protein kinase binding
Source: RefSeq, a predicted model, not a curated record